Pseudonaja textilis is the source of this 5639-nucleotide messenger RNA. It is a transcript of the gene TUT7, whose product is annotated as terminal uridylyl transferase 7. The record is from RefSeq and is a predicted model, not a curated record. Gene Ontology annotation, molecular function: zinc ion binding; nucleic acid binding; RNA uridylyltransferase activity. NCBI's taxonomy places the organism in Eukaryota, Metazoa, Chordata, Lepidosauria, Squamata, Elapidae.
AGACGGUUUUGUUGUGCGACUGCGGCUGCUGCGGGCUUCCGCCUUGGCACAAUGGACGGAGAGCAGUAACCGAAGGAAGGGCAGGAGCCGGCAAGCGGGCGGGGCAAGGGGCGAGAAGGCACGACCGGCGAGAGCCUGUGGCCCGAAGAAGAGCUGCUGUUAUUCCCGUCGAAGGAAAGAGUAAACAGUUAUUACAAUGGGCGAUGCUGCAAAAUCUUGCUAUACAAGACGUAAUAAGGACUGGGGACUUACAAAUGAGGAGGAUUUCCAGAAAUGUGCUUCACGUCAAGUGAUGGACGAUUGUGGAAAUGGACACAGUAGCAAAGUGGACACCAGGUUUGAAAAAAGAAAGGGAACAUCAAAUGAUUAUGGAACAAGUCCUAGAAAGGGAGCACAUGCUGCUUUGAGUAGUCCAAAUUCUUCAAAAAACAUUGUUUACAAUCAAGGGGCAAGAAUAAAUGAUUCUUCAAAAGACCAAAUUAAGAAAUGGGUGUCUGACAACCAUCAAGCUAAUUCCAGCAAUUGGAGAGAAUUCAAAUCCACAGCCCGGAUACCUGUGAUUAUCAGACCACGGAAAGAGUUUCCCCAUGAAUGUGAGAGUUUAGGAGGCAGAAGUGGGAGAAGGCAGCUCUUUAGAGACCUCACAAGUGAAGAUUUAUCUGAUAGAAAAGGAAAUUCUGAAAUGAAGAAACAUAGGAAACCAAGGAGAUCAAGAAGAAUAAAAAAAGAAGACAAUGAUCAGGAUGAUGAAAUGGAUGGCCCUGUUAUAGAUGAGUCUUUACUGACAGCAGAAGAAUUACUGGGGUUGCAGCAGGCUGAAAAACAACUUAAGAGAUACUACAUUUAUAGACUGAGGAAGCGACCUCGAAGCUACCCAACAGCUAAAUAUGCUUGCAAGUUAUGUGACGUAUUGAUUGAGUCAGUGGCAUUUGCUCAUAAGCAUAUCAAGGAAAAAAGACACAAGAAAAACACAAAGGAAAAACAAGAACAACAACUGCUGAAUGCACUUCCUCCACCAACAGUUUUGCAAAUUGAAGCUAUUGGUAUAGCCGUUCAAAAAGUAGUAGAAGAGUUUGGAUUAAAUAAUGAAGAUGUAGAACAAAGGCUUGGAAUCAAAACUACUAUGGAGAAUAUAUUUCAACCAAAACUGCCAGAUUGUUCUCUAAGGUUGUAUGGUUCUUCCUGGAGCAGAUUUGGCUUUAAAAAUUCUGAUAUAAAUCUGGAUAUCCAGUUUCCACCCAGUAUGUCCCAACCAGAUGUUCUCUUACUUGGACAAGAAAGCUUAAAGAGCAGUGAAUCUUUUAUUGAUGUUGAUGCAGAUUUCCAUGCUAAAGUGCCUGUGGUGGUGUGCAAAGAAAAACAAAGUGGCCUUGUUUGCAGAGUAAGUGCAGGAAAUGAUAAUGCUUGUCUGACGACCAAUCACUUGGCUAUGCUUGGAAGAUUAGAGCCUCAUCUUGUGUCCUUGGUCAUUGCUUUCAGACACUGGGCCAAGCUAUGUUGUAUAGAUCAUCCUGAAGAAGGUGGUUUACCAUCUUAUGUAUUUGCUCUAAUGGUUAUUUUCUUUCUGCAACAAAGGAAGGAACCUUUUCUGCCUGUCUAUUUAGGUUCAUGGAUUGGAGGAUUUUCAUUAAACAAAUUAGUGAAUUUUAAUCUUAAAGAAGUUGAAAAUAAUACUGUGGUCUGGGAAUAUAGCCCUGGUAUUGAUCCCAGUUCUUCAAAGGAAUCUUCUCCUAAAAGGGGAAAGGUUCCUUUAGUAUUUGAUUCAGAUCAACAGUGUUCAGUUCCAAUUGGACAGCUGUGGGUUGAACUGCUUCGUUUUUAUGCCUUGGAGUUUAAUCUGUCUGACUUGGUGAUAAGCAUACGGCUCAAAGAAAAAGUAGCUCGUGAAUCCAAGGACUGGCCUAAAAAAAGAAUUGCUGUGGAAGAUCCUUAUUCCGUAAAGAGGAAUGUGGCAAGAACUCUUAAUAGUCAGUUAGUAUAUGAGUAUAUACUUCAUUGUUUACGGUCAACUUACAAGUAUUUUGCCUUGCCUCAUAAACAGAAUGCAAAAAACAACCAAAUAAAAUCUGUAGAGGGCUCAAUACCUCUAGAACCUGAGAAGAAUGCCUUUAAGCAAACAGUCCCUGAUAUUAAAAAUGUCCAUAAUGAAAUGGAGAAUACUGUAAUAGACAGCUGUAUAACUUCUACCAAGAAAAGUUCAUAUUUUCCUGAAGAACAUAUGUGUGAGCCUUCUCAGGUAUUUAUUGAUGAAAACUUUGUGGAAGAACAGUUGGCAGAUGGUGAACAUUUAGGAAUGUCUUAUGAGGACUCAGAUUGCAUAAUUGAAGAAUUCAUUUCGGGUGACAAUGAGGAAUUUAAACCAAGCUGUGAAGAGACUGAGAGUGGAAAUGAAGAGGAGGAAGAGAAAGAGGGGCACGAGCAGGAACAUUUGGAUAGUAACCAAGACAGUGAAAGUGGAGAUCUUGCUAUUCCAAUUAGUGAGCAUGAUGUUGAAACAGACAGCAUUUCUGAUUUGGAAAAUUUUCAAAAUGUAAUAACUGCCCUUGAGGAGUUUGGUUUAGAAGACAGUGGUAUUCCAAAUGAUAAACUUGACAUUAAUGAAGAGAGCACAGAAGGUACUGAUGAACUGGAUGAUUCCCUGUUCAAACUGGAACCGCCAACUCAGGAACAAGUAUCUGAAAUGGAUAACUCGGAAGAAGAUGAGGAGGAAGAAACAGAGGAAGAAGACGAAGAGCAUAGUAUUAAAAACCAAGGGCAACAUGAGAACAUAAUCAAUACCGAAGAUGAGCUGGACAAUACAUACACUGGAUCUGGUGUUGAAGAACCUCUUUCCGAAGAGGAAUUGCUUAUUGCUCAUGGGGACAUUGCGCUAAAGAAGAGAGUAGAUGAAGUUUCAAGUGUAGAUUUGAACAAAGAAGAUGAUCCUGAAAAAGAAGUCCUUACUGAAAGCACCAAGCCAGUAGACCAGAGUAAUAAACUUGAAUUCUUCUAUGAAUUUAAUAAAACUGCUUUCACAAAAGGCAAGACUCCUACAGUUGUAUGCAGUUUAUGUAAGCGAGAAGGUCAUCUAAAGAGGGACUGUCCAGAAGACUUUAAAAAAAUUGAACUGGAUCCUUUGCCACCAUUAACAUCCAAGUUUUCUAGUAUUCUGGAUCAAGUGUGCAUUCAAUGUUACAAAGAUUUUGCUCCAAACGUUAUAGAAGACCAGGCUCGGGAAUAUAUAAGACAAAAUCUUGAAGGUUUCAUCCGACAAGAAUUUCCAGGCACAAAAUUAAACUUGUUUGGAUCUUCAAAGAAUGGAUUUGGCUUCAAGCAAAGCGAUCUUGAUAUUUGUAUGACAAUUGAUGGUCUGGAAACUGCUGAGGGACUUGAUUGUAUAAGAAUUAUUAAAGAACUUGCAAGAGUGUUGAAGAAACAUUCAGGUUUAAGAAAUAUCUUACCCAUAACAACUGCUAAAGUGCCGAUUGUCAAGUUUUUUCAUAUCCGAAGUGGCCUUGAAGUAGACAUCAGUCUGUAUAACACAUUGGCUUUGCAUAACACAAGGCUCUUGUCUUGUUAUGCCACAAUUGAUCCCAGAGUAAAAUAUCUUUGCUACACAAUGAAAGUAUUUACAAAGAUGUGCGACAUUGGUGAUGCAUCCAGAGGCAGCUUAUCUUCCUAUGCAUAUACUCUAAUGGUGCUCUAUUUUCUUCAGCAGAGAAGUCCACCUGUUAUUCCAGUUCUUCAAGAGAUCUGUACAGAGCCAAAGAAACCUGAAAUUCUAGUUGAUGGCUGGAAUGUUUAUUUCUUUGACAGAAUAAAUGAACUGUCAGAUGUUUGGUCAGAUUUUGGUAAAAAUAAAGAAUCCAUUGGUGAAUUAUGGCUAGGACUUCUACGUUUUUAUACUGAGGAAUUUGAUUUUAAAGAGCAUGUUAUCUGCAUCCGAAGAAAAAAUUUGCUUACAACGUUCAAGAAACAGUGGACUUCGAAAUACAUAGUCAUUGAAGAUCCUUUUGAUCUGAAUCAUAAUCUUGGAGCUGGAUUAUCAAGAAAAAUGACAAAUUUUAUAAUGAAGGCUUUUAUAAAUGGCAGGAGGGUAUUUGGCACUCCAAUAAGAGGAUUUCCAAAAGAAUAUCCUUCAAAAAUGGAAUAUUUUUUUGAUCCAGAAGUGCUUACAGAAGGAGAAUUGGCCCCAAAUGACAGAUGUUGCAGAAUUUGUGGUAAAAUUGGACAUUUCAUGAAAGACUGCCCGAUGAGGAGAAAACUCCGCAGACGGCAUGAUAGUGAAGAUCCUAAAAACCAAAGAUACACAGAAAAUAAAGAAAAAAGAAGUAAAGAUGAACAAGAGACCCCAAUUAAAACUUCAGAAAGAGAAGUGUUGUUAAAGGAUGGGAAGCUGCAAAUAUGUGCGCCUAAGAAAAAUAAAUCAGGAAGAGGAGGAAUGGAAACUGGAAAAGAGAAAUCUCCCAAGCCAAUGGGAGAGAAAUGGAAGCGGCAAGAAGACAGAGAUUUAAGAGAAAAACGUUGUUUUAUUUGUGGAAGGGAAGGACACAUGAAAAAAGAAUGUCCACAGCACAAAGGAGCUGCAGGUGUUCUGAUGUUAGAAAAUCCAUGUGGGACCCCUAUAUCCAGUGCUGUUAAACACUCUGGUCAAUUAAAUCAGGGACUAUCUCCACAGGAAGAAAAAAAGAAACAGAAAGGGAAACUACUUUUGAGUCCCCAGUCAGGCAGCCUUUCCAGUAAAUAUAUGACUCAGGGAAAAGCUUCACAGAAGAGACCCCAACAAGAUUCUUAAGAAACUGAAGCAAUCUUUCAGUUGCAAUACAGACCAUCAAUUUCCUUCAGAAAAGUUUAUUUUCUUUUAUAGGCUUUGGGUUCACAAAACAGCAGCAAAAACUGUCUUUGACAUAAAUCUAGAGAAAACACCUUUUAUUUUAAUUAAAUUGCUAAAGUUACAAAGGCAAUGAAUUUUAAUGUUUGUUCAUACCAUGAAUCCUUGCUCUGAAUAGGCUUGAGCAUUUUAAUAGAAAAUCAUGUUUGUAUUUACUAGGUAAAACAUGUAGAUCAGGGAAAUCCUUCACCCAAAUCACUUCUAAGACUUUCUACAUUCAGUGUGAAUGUUUGAGUGCACUUAAAUGAUGUGCAAGCCAAAUAUAAUGUCACCUUCAAAAUAUUAUUUUUGAAGGGUAAAAAGGGUAUUUAUUAAUGUUGAACAUUGAUUCCUUGUGUAAAAGUGUUUGGAAUAUUUCUGGACUGCUACUGCCAUAUUUGCAAAUAUUUUAAACUGUGGACAACUAAAACAUGGACAUUAAGUAAACUUUUAUGUAAAAAUCUUUGUUGAAAGCAGUGCCAAUUUUUCCCUUCUAUUUUAUUAUGAUUGCUAUGCUGCUGUCCUUUCUGUACAGAGAGUGAGAGGCAAGUUAGUUAUGUUUGCUGCUGCUAUGAUUAUUUCCCAUUGUCCACAACUUGAAAAAAUUCCUCUGAGGAAAAAAAAGGGAGUUAAAACAAAGGAACGUAUUUCUGCUUUAUUGAAAACUAAACAUGAGUGUGCUGGGCAAGGAUUUACUUUUAUAUCAUCACCAUUAUCAUCAUCAUCAAAGUUUUAUGUCAGACUUUUUUGCAGAUGAUGCGGUACAGCCUUUCCAGGAGAAAAUAUACAG